Messenger RNA from Belonocnema kinseyi, 1088 nucleotides. RefSeq names its product zinc finger protein 404-like. The transcript has 2 exons. The coding region runs from base 96 to 656 and encodes 186 amino acids. Gene Ontology annotation, molecular function: RNA polymerase II cis-regulatory region sequence-specific DNA binding; DNA-binding transcription activator activity, RNA polymerase II-specific. Gene Ontology annotation, biological process: regulation of transcription by RNA polymerase II. Lineage: Eukaryota; Metazoa; Arthropoda; Insecta; Hymenoptera; Cynipidae. The record is from RefSeq and is a predicted model, not a curated record. Gene Ontology annotation, cellular component: nucleus.
AUUCCAAGAGUAAGAAGAAAUCAACAAGAUGCAAAGAUCGUGGGCCAUAUUCUUGUAUAACUACUGACAUACCUUCUGAUAAAUAUUCUAAUGCCAUGACAUUAAUUGAAUAUGACAUUGACAAAACUUUGGAAAUCAAGGAAGAAUUAAUCACAGAUGAAGAAACAGUUGUAGGUCAGAAGGAAAAGAAGUACGCAUGUGAAAAGUGUGCGCGAAGCUAUAUACGGAAAACGCAUUUGGAUAGUCAUAAAAAAUUCGGAUGUGGCGUCAUGCCACAGUUCAGUUGUCAAAUCUGCGGCAGACUAUAUAGAUGGAAAAACGCCUUGAAGCACCAUAUAAGUUCCGUGCAUCAGAAGGCAGACUCGAAGAUAUCGCCAGUGAUAUAUAAUUGCGAUAAAUGUACUCGAAGUUAUCGUGCGUUAAGUUCUUUACAUCAACAUAAACGUGUAGAACAUGCAGCAGUCAAACCACAAUUUUUUUGUUAUUCUUGCGAAUAUAAAACGAAUCGGAAAUCAAAUUUGUCUAAACACAUUACUUCACGCCAUUCGCAGACAUUGAAAAUAAGGUAUAAAUGCGACAAAUGUUCGCGAAUUUAUCAUUCGGUAAGUGGUUUAAAUCAACAUAAAUGUGUAGAACACUCGGCAGUCAAAUCAUAAUUUACUUGUGAUAGACGCAAAUAUAACUUGUGCAAAGAAAUUACUUCAAAACAUGUCAGUAAGUAAUGAUUAUUAUCUUGGCGAAACUCUAUUUUUCCUUAAGAAAUUUUGCAUACUAGUUGAGGCAGCUCUUUUUUGUAUUACUAUAAAUACUCUUAUAAAUGUAUAUUCUAUAUUUUAAAUUACUUUUUGUCAAAAUCACCACUUAAUACUCUAUUUUACCUUUUAAUGGUUCCAAAAAGUGAAUAUACUCUCCAUCGAUAAUGACAUGAAUUAACUUUCACAUAUGUAUAAUUUUUUAUUUAUAAUUUUGUAAAUUAUGUAAUGCAAAUUCUGAAAUUAACGAUUUAAACAGAAAGUUGGCAAGAAUAGCCCGAUUUGAAGUUCCUCCACGUUAACGCAAUGUCUGAUAAUAUUAUAGAAUAAUGAAUG